Corylus avellana is the source of this 4631-nucleotide messenger RNA. RefSeq names its product kinase superfamily with octicosapeptide/Phox/Bem1p domain-containing protein. Lineage: Eukaryota; Viridiplantae; Streptophyta; Magnoliopsida; Fagales; Betulaceae. The record is from RefSeq and is a predicted model, not a curated record. Gene Ontology annotation, cellular component: cytoplasm. Gene Ontology annotation, biological process: signal transduction; protein phosphorylation. Gene Ontology annotation, molecular function: ATP binding; protein binding; protein kinase activity.
AAGAGGGAGAAAUAGAACACAGAGAGGGACGUCUGAGUCGUCGUUUUAUUGUUUUUGAAAAGCCGUUUUUAAUUAGAAAGAAAAAAAGAAAAGAGAAGCCGUUUUUGAGGUUUUGAGCGAAGAGGAGAAACUACGAGAAAAAAAUUUCACUUUAGAUAUGGUAAGUGCGAGAAAGUGAGGGAAAGUGAGAGAAAAUUUGAAAGAUGGGUUCUGUGAGCUUGGACGGAGACCCUUUUUCAGAUGCUGUAGUGGCUGGUUCACUCAAACCCUCUUGAACUAAAACCAGAGAUGAGAAAAAGCAUAAUAUCGUUUGAAGAUUCUUAAGUUAUUGAAGGAGAUUUAAGUCACGUCCACUGUUUCAUAAGUGCUGAAGCUUCUGGAUAUCUCUAUUGGGUGGCUGAAACUGGAAUCAAACUGAAGCUGUAUUCCUGUUUCAGCAUCUGUCUGAGACUUCCAAGUUUUUCUGCAGUCAAAAGCUGUAAGCAAGUUUGUAGUUUGGCAUGUGUUAGAUGGGUUGUUUGUACAUGCAUGUGAUGUGUUCUUCAUAGUAUUCUGGCAGUGACGUUAAUCACAGUUACGUUCAGCUAAACGGAAAUAAUGGUUUGAUGGAACAAUCGGGCAUACAAAAACAAUUUCAGCACAAUUCCAUGGAUCCUAGAAAUGAGGAACUCCAGCCUGCAUCUAAGUCAUUUAUUCAGGACCCUCUGAGUGGGAUGGAUACUAAUGUUAGAGCUCCUGACCUUAAUGUACCAGAAUUUAAACCGGUUCAUAAUUACUCCAUACAGACAGGCGAGGAGUUUGCACUCGAAUUUAUGCGCGACCGGGUGAAUCCAAGGAAGCCUUUUCUUCCAUAUGCUGAUCCAAAUCAUGCAACAGGUUAUAUGGAACUAAAAGGAAUGUUAGGCAUCAAUCAUACAGGGUCUGAAAGUGGACCAGAUAUUUCAAUGCUCACCACUGUUGAUAAAUGUCCAGAAGAGUUUGAGAGAAAGGACUCUUCUUUACAUAAAGACGGAGGUAACACAUCUUUCUGUGAAGAUAGAAGUAACUAUCGGUCAUUACCACAAACUUUGUCAGGUUAUGACAGUAGUCGAGGAGUUCUUCAUGGCUAUACCUCUUCUGGAGCCUCCAAUAGCUUGUCAAUGAAAAUGAAGGUUCUCUGUAGCUUUGGUGGAAAAAUCCUACCUAGGCCAAGUGAUGGAAAGCUGAGGCAUGUUGGAGGUGAAACACGCAUUAUACGUAUAAGAAAAGACAUUUCUUGGGAGGAGCUUGUGCAGAAAACAUUAUCAAUUUAUAAUCAAACCCAUGUUAUUAAAUAUCAGCUUCCUGGAGAGGAUCUUGAUGCCUUGGUUUCUGUGUCUUGCUAUGAGGAUCUGCAGAAUAUGAUGGAGGAGUGUAAUGAACUAGAGGAUAGAGAAGGAUCACAGAAGCUUAGGAUGUUUCUGUUCUCCAUGGGUGAUUUGGAUGAUGCUCAGUUUGGUUUGGGGAGUGUGGAAGGUGAUUCUGAGGUUCAGUAUAUGGUUGCUGUCAAUGGCAUGGACAUGGGGUCAAGAAACUUGACCUUGCAUGGUCUGAUGAGCUCUUCAGCAAAUAUUUUAGGUGUGUUAGACGGACAGGAUAUUGAGGGGGAAAGUAGGCUUGCAACAAACUCAAUAGGUGUUAGCACUUCACCUUUGAUGGGCACUUUUGUCUCAUCAUCGACUGUUCAAUCUUUGCAACCAAAUCUACCAAGUUCCUCAGAUAUUUAUGAACCCUACUCACAGACUUAUCAUGGGCAGAUGACACCCCAUGGAGAAUCUAAGCAGUAUCCUUUUCACCAUGGCCAGGAUCCUCCUCAUCACUCCCCUUUUGAGGGAAUUCCUGCUCUCGUUCCUCUUCAUGGGUUGAUGAAUCAACAGAGAGAUUUAUAUAGUGGCUUAUGUGAACAGAAUUUGGAGAUAGCCAUAAUGCAGGUGAAACCAGAAUGUGAUGGUUCUGUUCAGCAAAAGAGUGACACCAGCAACAUUUGUUCCUCAGAGCAAGAUUACACUGUUCCUCCACAGCCACAUGAUGGUAGGUUGAUAGAUCAUCUUUCUUUUGAAGAAUUAGGGGUCAUGGUUACUGCAUCUGAAGGAGAUCUAUCUUUAUUGUCUUCAAAAAAUGAGGCAAAGCACCAGGAACCUGAAAAUGUCUCCUCGUCGGUUGAUGCUGUGAAUCCGGCGCAGCUUCCUAAAUCUAGCGAUGAUAACCCUUAUUCUAGUAGUGCAUUUGCUCCUGCAGAUUCUGAGUCCAGUGUGGUUGAUCUGAGUUACCUUGAGCCACCUACGCCUGCUCAGAGAUACUUCUAUUCAGAGAGAAUUCCAAGGGAGCAGGCAGAGUUGUUGAAUCGAUUGUCAAAGUCUGACGAUUCACAUGGUUCUCAGUUUCUCAUGUCUCACUCACGUUCUGAUAUUGCCCAGCAGGAUUCAAUUGCAGAAUGUGUUGACAAAUUGCAUGACAAAAAUCUGGCUCCUCAGACUGAACAGUCCUCAAGAGCAAAGCCAUUGUUUAUAGAUACCAACUCCAUUGAUGAUGGACUUGCCCAACUUCAAAAGUACAAAGAGUUUGCUGAUGCAGUUUUUCAGAUGCAUUCCAAGCAUUUGCAAGAUGUGGAUUGUGAGUUGAAGCAUGAAUCACCAGAUGCUAUGUAUAAUAAAGAUGCUGUGAAUGAGAAUACUGUUCUUAAGUCUGGCCAUGAAACAAAUGGCACUAAAGAUGGGAAUAAGAGACCCUUGGCUGAUGAGCCUGCAGAAGCUGGAUCAGAACUUCCUGCUGUGAGUCAAGUAGCUGCCUUUGAGCACCAUAAGGAUACAUCAUCUGAUCUUCCGAAGCUUCAUUGGAGUGAGGGCACAUGCAAGGGUUCCAGCAGUGAUGAUGCAAAGGGACAAGCACAAACUUUUUCUUGGAUCGGAAACUCAAUUGAUGAUGUUUCUCAAGAAAUUCCUUCUGGUGGUGACUCUGCACCAGUUCAGGGAGACAUAGUUAUUGAUAUUAAUGACAGAUUCCCUCGCGAUUUCCUUUCUGAUAUAUUUUCCAAAGCAAUACUUUCUGAAGAUUCCUCUGCCAUUAGUCCACUGCCAAAAGAUGGAGCUGGCCUGAGCUUAUACAUGGAGAAUCAUGAACCUAAACGUUGGUCAUAUUUUCAGAAAUUGGCACAAGAAGGGUUUGUUCAAAAAGAUGAUUCUCUUAUCAGUCAGGAUCAUCUUGGGUUUUCACCUGUGAUUAGAAAAGUUGAAGAAGGAGAUCAUGUAUCUUAUCGUUUUACACCUUUAACGUCAGAUGGAGUUUCAGAUAGCCAUUUGGAUUCACAGCUUAAUCUUGGUGAAGACGAUCAUAAAGAAUUACCUAGAACAGUUGGAGCUGACAACAAAGUUCUGCAUUCAAAUUAUGAUGAUUCCCAAGUUAAGGGCACUGAAAGUAUGCAGCUUGAUGGUAUGAUGGAAAACCUACGAAUGCCAGACUCAGAGUAUGAGGAGGGGAAGAUUGAAUCCAGGAAUAUUGGUCUACCUCCUCUAGAUCCUUCUCUUGGAGAUUUUGAUAUCAGUACUUUACAGAUUAUAAAGAAUGAAGAUCUUGAAGAGCUGCGGGAACUGGGUUCCGGUACCUUUGGGACUGUGUAUCAUGGGAAAUGGAGAGGAACGGAUGUUGCCAUUAAGAGAAUAAAGAAGAGCUGCUUCACUGGCCGAUCAUCAGAGCAAGAGAGAUUGACUACAGAGUUCUGGCGGGAAGCUGACAUUCUCUCAAAGCUUCACCAUCCCAAUGUGGUGGCAUUUUAUGGUGUAGUACAAGAUGGACCUGGGGCAACAUUAGCAACUGUGGCGGAGUACAUGGUUGAUGGUUCUCUUAGGCAUGUUUUAGUUCGCAAGGAUAGGCAUCUUGAUCGUCGCAAGCGGCUAAUAAUUGCUAUGGAUGCAGCAUUUGGAAUGGAAUAUUUACACUCAAAGAAUAUUGUGCAUUUUGACUUGAAAUGUGACAACCUGCUUGUGAACUUGAAAGAUCCUUCACGACCAAUUUGCAAGGUUGGUGAUUUCGGUUUGUCCAAAAUCAAGCGAAAUACCUUGGUUUCUGGUGGUGUACGGGGAACCUUGCCAUGGAUGGCUCCAGAGCUGUUGAACGGCAGCAGCAGUAAGGUCUCUGAAAAGGUUGAUGCGUUCUCCUUUGGUAUUGUAUUAUGGGAGAUUCUCACUGGCGAGGAGCCAUACGCCAACAUGCAUUAUGGUGCAAUUAUAGGAGGUAUUGUGAACAACACAUUGAGGCCAACUAUUCCAAGUUACUGUGAUCCUGAAUGGAGAAGACUAAUGGAGCAGUGUUGGGCCCCUAAUCCUGCAUCCAGGCCGUCCUUCACGGAAAUCGCCAGUCGUUUACGUGUCAUGUCUGCAGCAGCUACCCAAGCCAAAGCACAUGGUCAAAAGUCAUCUAAAUAGUGGUUCAUUGGUUCCUUAUGGCAUUACUGAUGUGAGAUAGAUACCAUAUGACAAGUUAAUUCUUUUAAUUGUACUAUAGCUAGCUUAUAAUAUUAGUCAGGAAUAAUUGGCUUCCAUAAUUUUCUUUUCCCUCAAAAUGGAAUAGCCUCUCUUUCCAAGUAAAUCUCUUAAUAAUAAUCCUCUUUUUCCUUC